GGUUACACACUAUUUUCAAUGAAACACAGUAUCUUACGGAUCAUUUUAAGCCCUCAACGUUGAGUGUCGUCAACUGGCGGUGUAUUUUUGCGAACUAAAGUCGGAUUUUUGUGGAAAUUUCGUGCGUUUCCAAGAUGAAUCAGGAAGACCUUUAUUGGUUCACCUUCAUCCUCGUGACGCUGGUCGGAUUCUUCACCUACAAACUGCUCACUCGCCAUCUGGCGUACUUCCGUUGGCUGGGCGUGCCGCACGAGAGGCCCCAUUUGCUGUACGGCAACCUGAGCGAUGUGCUCAGCGGUAAGCUGACGACGAUGGAACAGAUUCAGCAGUUUUCCGUAAAGUUUGCCCACUGCGACGUGUUUGGGUUCUACAACUACAUGUCGCCAGCGUUGUACAUCCGCGAUUCAACCGCCAUAAGGCAGGUGCUGAGGAAUGACUCUGCGGGCCACUUUGAAAGUUACGGUUAUUUUCUCGACGGCGAAAAGGACCACUUUCUCGGCAGCCAGCUGCACCUGUUGAAGGGGGCCGGAGCAUCGAAGAAACUGUUGCCAAUUCUGGCACCCGUUCUGAGGUCAGCCACCGUGUGCGACGGAAUGGAAGUGGUGGUAAAGAAUUGUGGUAACGACCUGGUCGAUUUUAUCGUCUCGCGCGGCAACGAGCAGCUCGAACUGAAAAGCAUCCUUCGAAAGCACACAAUGAACGUGCACGCCGGUUGUACGUUUGGCAAACAGCUGAACACAUUCGACGAAUCGACCACCGACAGCUUCCUAACCGUGGCCAAUGGCUUGGCCUACGGAACGAAUCCUGUGCAGACGGUCAAAACGAUGGUCUUCUAUUUAGUGCCCCAGCUUAUGCGUGCUUGCGGAGUACAGCUGAUGGACCGACGGGGCGUUGAUCUUCUUCUGAAACAGUACCAAGCAGCCAUCUCGUCAAACUCUAGCAGCACCAUCGCGCGGCUUUUGACUCAUUCGAACGCUAAGGCCAAGCAGCAGGAUCAGCUCAACGAGGAGCAGCUCACGGCACAGUGCGUCACAUUCUUCACGAAAGGCCUCGAACCGGUGGUCACCCUAUUGUCAUUCGCCCUGUACGAGCUGGCACGGGCUGAUGCUGUGCAGCAGACACUCUUCCGCGAGAUAGAAAGUGCGUCUGCGGACGGGAAAGAGCUGUCGUUCGAAAGCAUCCGGAAGCUUCCGUUUCUGGAAGCGGUUGUGCAAGAGACGCUCCGGAAAUGGCCACCCCAACCGUUGCUUGUGCGCGAAUGUACCAAACCGUACCUCCUGGCGGCACCCAGCGGUGGUGCACGACCUGCGAUUCCGCUGAAGGUAGGCGACAAGCUGUACGUGUCGGUGUGGACGCUCCACCGGAAUGCCGAGUACUUCCCCGAACCGGAACGCUUCAAUCCGGAGCGGUUUCUUGGCCCGAGCCGAGAAAGUAUAAUGUCCGGCGAGAUGUACAUUCCGUUUGGCGUUAGGCGCGGUUGUGUCGGGCAGGAGUUUGUGACAAUGAUGGUGAAGGCAACGCUGGUAACGCUUGUGACCCGCUUCCGACUGUCGCCGGGCGAUCGAACGGUGGAACCGUUGAAAUUGAUAGAAUCUCCCGAAUCGUUGGAACCACGCGACGGAUUGUGGAUCAAUUUUAAUGUUCGACAUCCAUGAUACUGCUGCCCGCCGAACGUUCUUGCGGUACUAAGACAAGUAUUCCUUUUAAUGAAAUGGCCGUAUCAACGAUUAAAUAUCGUUUCGAUUAUACAAAAAUAUAAA
Molecule: messenger RNA, 1760 nt
Organism: Anopheles cruzii
Lineage: Eukaryota; Metazoa; Arthropoda; Insecta; Diptera; Culicidae
Product: cytochrome P450 9c1-like
Exons: 2
Coding region: 135-1655 (506 amino acids)
Molecular function (GO): iron ion binding; monooxygenase activity; oxidoreductase activity, acting on paired donors, with incorporation or reduction of molecular oxygen
Source: RefSeq, a predicted model, not a curated record